Molecule: messenger RNA, 2820 nt
Organism: Sporothrix brasiliensis 5110
Lineage: Eukaryota; Fungi; Ascomycota; Sordariomycetes; Ophiostomatales; Ophiostomataceae
Product: DNA mismatch repair protein MSH2
Exons: 2
Coding region: 1-2820 (939 amino acids)
Biological process (GO): mitotic recombination; mismatch repair
Cellular component (GO): nucleus; MutSalpha complex
Molecular function (GO): ATP-dependent DNA damage sensor activity; mismatched DNA binding; ATP binding
Source: RefSeq, a predicted model, not a curated record
AUGUCUUCCCGGCCGGAGCUCAAGGUUGAUGACGAGCAUGGCUUCAUUCGCUACUUCAAGUCCCUCCCGGUUAUCGACGAUGACACCAUCCGCAUCUUCGACCGCGGUGACUGGUACACUGCCCAUGGCGACAAUGCCAACUUCAUCGCCCGUACGGUCUACAAGACGACCUCCGUCGUGCGCCAGCUCGGCCGCAACGACCACACCGGCCUGCCCUCUGUAACUAUGACCGUUACCGUCUUCCGGCAGUUCCUGCGUGAGGCGCUGUUUAAGCUUGGCAAGCGCAUCGAGAUCUACGCCAGUUCCGGCGGCCGCAUGAACUGGAAAAUCGUCAAGCAAGCUUCGCCGGGCAACCUGCAGGACGUCGAGGACGACUUGGGCCAGUUCGACAACGCGCCUAUGAUCCUGGCCGUCAAGCUGUCUGCCCGCGCCAACGAGGCCCGCACCGUCGGUGUCUGCUUUGCUGACGCCACCGUGCGCGAGUUGGGGGUCAGCGAGUUCCUCGACAACGACCUGUACUCCAAUUUUGAGGCCCUGCUAAUCCAGCUCGGUGUCCGCGAGUGUAUCGUGCAGGCUGAUCGCCCCGACAAAGAUGGCAGCAAAGCCGGCCGUGACCCAGAGCUGGCCAAGUUGAGGCAGGUCAUCGAUAACUGUGGCAUCGCCAUUGCCGAGCGGUCGCUGGCUGAGUUCGCCACCAAGGACAUUGAGCAGGACCUGGCCCGUCUGCUCAAGGACGAGCGGGCGUCUAUGGUGCUCCCGCAGUCCGAGCUCAAGCUGGCCCUAGGCUCUGCUGCGGCGUUGGUCCGGUAUCUGGGCGUGCUGCACGACCCGUCCAAUUUCGGACAGUACCAACUGUACCAGCACGACCUGUCGCAGUUCAUGAAGCUCGACGCCUCGGCCGUCAAAGCCCUCAACCUGAUGCCGGGCCCACGCGACGGCUCCAAGACCAUGAGCCUGUUUGGCCUGCUCAACCACUGCAAAACACCAUUAGGUGGCCGUUUAUUGGCACAGUGGCUCAAACAGCCGCUGAUGAACAAGGAGGAGAUUGAGACGCGCCAGCAGCUGGUCGAGGCCUUUGUCACCGACACCGAGCUGCGCCAGACCAUGCAGGAGGAACACCUGCGCGCUGUGCCCGACCUCUACCGCCUCGCAAAACGUUUCCAGCGAGGCAAAGCGACGCUGGAGGAUGUCGUCCGUGCUUACCAAGUCGUCAUCCGCCUGCCCGGCUUCCUCGGCACCCUCGAGGGCGUCAUGGACGAGGCCUACCGUGUACCACUCGACGCUUCCUACACGACGAAGCUCCGUACGCUCUGCGAUAGCCUCUCAAAGCUGCAGGAGAUGGUCGAGACAACGGUGGACCUGGACGCACUCGACAACCACGAGUUCAUCAUCAAGCCCGAGUUCGACGACAGCCUGCGCAUCAUCCGCAAGAAGCUCGAUCGUCUGCGCCUGGAUAUGGACCGCGCUUUCGCCGAGGCUGCCCGCGACCUCAACCAGGAACGCGACAAGAAGAUAUUUUUGGAGAACCACAAGGUACACGGUUGGUGCAUGCGUUUGACACGCACCGAGGCCGGCUGCAUCCGCAACAACUCGCACUACCAGGAGUGCUCGACGCAGAAGAACGGCGUCUACUUUACCACGAAGCAGCUGCAGACUCUGCGCCGCGAGUUUGACCAGCUGUCGCACAACUACAACCGUACACAAAGCAGCCUCGUGAGCGAGGUCGUCGGCGUUGCCGCCUCGUACAGCCCUGUGCUCGAGCGUCUGGCUGCUGUGUUGGGCCACCUCGACGUGAUCGUGUCGUUGGCCCACUGCGCCGUGCACGCCCCCAUUGCCUACGUGCGCCCAACGAUCCACCCGCGCGGCGAGGGUCGUACUGUACUGCGCGAGGCGCGUCAUCCCUGUCUUGAGAUGCAAGACGACGUGCAAUUUAUCACCAACGAUGUGACACUCGACCGCGGCGACUCGUCGUUCUUGAUCAUUACCGGACCCAACAUGGGCGGCAAGUCGACAUACAUUCGCCAGAUCGGCGUUAUUGCCCUCAUGGCCCAGAUCGGCUGCUUCGUGCCCUGUGCUGAGGCCGAGCUGACUCUAUUUGACUCGGUGCUUGCACGUGUCGGUGCCAGCGAUUCGCAACUCAAGGGCGUGUCGACGUUCAUGGCUGAGAUGCUUGAGACGGCCAAUAUUCUCAAGUCGGCCACCGCCGAAUCGCUCAUCAUCAUCGACGAGCUGGGCCGCGGUACGUCGACGUACGACGGUUUCGGCUUGGCCUGGGCCAUUUCGGAACACAUUGUGCGUGAGAUUGGCUGCUUUGCCCUGUUCGCCACGCACUUCCACGAGCUCACUGCGCUCGCCGACAAGUACCCGCAAGUAACAAACCUGCACGUCACUGCCCAUAUUAGCGGGACACAGGGCGAAGGAAAGCAUAAGGAAAACGAGAAACGCGAGGUCACACUGCUCUACAAAGUUGAGCCCGGCGUCUGUGACCAGAGCUUCGGUAUCCACGUGGCCGAGUUGGUGCGCUUCCCCGACAAAGUUGUGCGCAUGGCCAAGCGUAAGGCCGACGAGCUUGAGGACUUUACGACUAAGCACGACGAGGCUUCGCUGCUGGGUACGCACUACAGCAAAGAGGACGUCGAGCAAGGCAGCGCGCUGCUGAAGGACCUGCUGGUGCAGUGGAAGGAGCAGGUCCGGGCGAGUGGCGGCGACGGCAGCAGCGCCCCAAGCAAGGAAGAGAUGGUGGCCAAACUUCGAGAGCUCGUCGCAGCCGACGAGAAGCUGCUGGCAAACCCGUUUUUCCAGUCGAUCAAGGCUUUGUAA